AUGCCCUGUGGGAAGAAGCCCAUCGUUAAAACUUGGGACCAUUCGAGACUUAUUAAGGUAAUAAAGCCAUCCCGGUAUCAGCAAAAUGAAGCCUCUGUCAAACAACACUGGAAAAAUGUUGUUAAGGAUUUGGAAGAUUCUUACAAAGAUGAAAAGUUCUGGGAAACGAACGCAGAUACAGUCCGCGGACUGGUGGGACCGUUAAUCUUCGAGAGAUUGGCGAAGAUAUUUUUUCUUCCAGUGGAAGCUACACAGUAUAUUCCACGUUCUGAAACUUCCUCGCCUCGUCCUUCCAUAGACUACUAUACUGCAGAAGAGCGCUUAAUUCGCGUUUCCAAACCGAGUGCGCGAGCAUUAUCAAUAAUAAGCAAUUUAACAGCAGGAUUGAGCGAUGAACAAGUGAACGAGCAAUCUGAGGAAUGGACAGUAUCAUCAGGUUCGCAACCAAAGAAAAAUGAAGAAGUAUCCACAAAGUCUAUACUAACAAUUACACUAUCUACGGCGUUAAAAUCUAGACAAUCUAUACUUGGAAAAUCAGUAUCAAAAAUGUUUUCUAGAUCGUUCUCUAGGUUCAACAAGAGUUCUACCCAAAAAUUUGGCAGUAAAAAAACAUUUAUGUCUGAAUCAUCACUCGAAGAACCUGCUUUCACCGACGACGAUAUUCUUGUUCAUCAGAGGAGCAAAACGGGAGGCAAGCAGAAGUUACGACUACAAGAAAAGCGUCGACGACCUCUAAAGCUCGUAAACCCUCACUUUGAGAUGCUUUAUUGCAACGAUUCGGAGACUGAUAUGAUCAAAUGGAAUUCCAAGUAUAAACAGAAGAAGUUCGAAAUAUCUGCCUCUGAUGAAUACAGUAAGAAAGCUGAAAUAUUAACUAAACAGAUUGCUUACGAAUUCUUUGAAUGGUGGGAUGGUCUGGGAGCCCUGGACUUUAAGAGUGAAAUUAAACGACCGAAAGAUAUUGAAGACCUAUUCCAGAUCUGGUUUGAUGAACAUGCGUCACGAGGUUUGAUGUUGGAUCCGAAAAUACUGCCAUGCGUGCAGGAGAGCAUUGCCACCUAUGUGGGAGCACCGGAGACAUCGUGCCCAGCAGUACUGAGGCGAAUGAUCGCAGGAGACAUCGAGGCUGAGACAAGAGGCGCCCACACCAUCGCUUUCAACACUUCCCUGCCACUGAAGAUGAAACACAUUUCACCUAAUAACAACACAACAGAGCUAUGGCACGCCGUUAGGAUUCCCGAAGAUUUGCGUUCCAUGGCCUGUGUAUGGGGGGAGAUUACGCAUCUUACAUCUACGAAGGAGUUCCAAAAAUGGCUGCAGCAACGUCCUUAUUUACCAAUGCCACCAUUCCUUAAGGGUCUUGACCAGCCAAACGACAAAAAGCAACUAUUCGUGGUCCCAUCCGACUUUAUGAUCAGGUACAAGAGUGAUGACACGUCUAGUACCGAACUUGCGCUACCUAUUUCAGAGUUCUCCCUUGAGAUUAAAGAAGUGCUGAACAGGCUCAUGAAUGAAUAAAUUGUGACUAUGUAAUUCGACAAUUAAAUACAUAUUAUUUAUCGAAAAUUAAAAAAGAUUCUCCUUUUGAAAACAUGCCUAUCAAAUUGUUCAUGUUACACCUUCAAUAUUGUUGUAUUUAUUUAUUUUGUUAUAUUUAUUGUUAGUUUUGUUGUAUUUGUAUACGCGUAUGCGUAUACCUACAUCAUAGAAAGAUUCUGUAUUAUAUAAAAAAAAAUUAUUGAAGUUGUAAAGUUGAAUACAAUUGAUUCUACUUUUUAAUUCGGCAUAACUUAAAAAAGACCAUAUUAUAUUAUAUGUUGACUUUCUUUUGUGUAGUUGUAUCCAUUAAUAAAAUGUAUCUAAUUUCUUAAUAAAAC
This is a messenger RNA of Hyposmocoma kahamanoa, 1877 nucleotides long. RefSeq lists its product as uncharacterized. NCBI's taxonomy places the organism in Eukaryota, Metazoa, Arthropoda, Insecta, Lepidoptera, Cosmopterigidae. The record is from RefSeq and is a predicted model, not a curated record. The coding region runs from base 1 to 1518 and encodes 505 amino acids. The transcript has 8 exons.